UCGGACUUUGAUUUGGCUUCAUGAAACCUGCUUUCACGUAGCGGCACAGGAACAGUGGUUAUAAAAAAUGACUGCACACAAUUGUUCUUAUUAUAAUUGUACAAAUUCUUCGGAACAGAAGUCAAUGUUCCGUUUUCCGUGGGAUGACGUCAACCGCCUAAAAGUAUGGCUUGAGAAUUGCGGUAAUAUGAACAUUGCCCACUUGCCUGCAGAAAAUUUGCGGUCAAGGUAUUUAUGCAUUGACCAUUUCAAUAUCAAGUAUGUACGAAAUGAGACUGGUCAUAGAAAAAGACUCCAGAGAAGUGCAGUUCCAGAACCAUAUCAGACUCAAGACGUUCAAAAUCGCUCAAGCACUUCCUCACCAGGUUCAUCAGGUACUUUUAAAGUACUGACACCGAAAAAGGUGUACAAAAAUAAACGGCUUCGCGACUGCGAACUUGAAGAGCUCGUGGAGCCGCCAGCAUUAGCAUACCAGUGCAACACGCCGAAGAGAAGACGGUUGUCAAUUACUGAAGACACGCCAAAAUGCAAAGUGUUAAAAAAGAAAUUAGUAUUGUAUCUAACAAUAACAAAAUGUAAUACCUUUUGAAUUAAAGAAGUAGUUUAAUUGAAUA
Molecule: messenger RNA, 614 nt
Organism: Pectinophora gossypiella (pink bollworm)
Lineage: Eukaryota; Metazoa; Arthropoda; Insecta; Lepidoptera; Gelechiidae
Exons: 3
Coding region: 68-589 (173 amino acids)
Source: RefSeq, a predicted model, not a curated record